AAGCCGCCAUGGACGUGAAGAAGAAGCAAAUGGAUCUCCUGAGCAACAGUAUGGCGGCUUACGCGCACAUCAAGGGCAACCCGGAGAGCUUCGGCCUCUACUUUGUGCUGGGCGUGUGCUUCGGCCUGCUUCUGACGCUCUGCUUGCUGGUCAUGCGCAUCUCCUGCGAGCCGCGCCACCGGACGGCCGCCGCCGCCGCCGCGCCCGAGAAAAAAAUACCGCGGGACGAGGAGGAGCGGGAAAGCGCCGGGGAGGAAGACGACGCGGACGACGUGGAAGCGGCCCCCCCGCCGCUCGCCGUCGCCACCGAGAUCCCCGCCGGGAACGGCGGCGCGGGCGACGUGUUCGCCUCGGCCGAGGAGCUGGAGAGGGCGCAGCGGCUGGAGGAGCGCGAACGCAUCAUCCGGGAAAUCUGGAGGAACGGACAGCCGGACGUCCUGGGAUCGGGAACGGCCACCGUCGGGAGAGUGCGCUACUACUAACGCGUGCCGGGCCCCCCCCCCCGAGACUCCGAGUUGGGAAGCCGAGCGCAUUUGAAGUAUGCCGCCGAUUCGUUGACUUGAAAUGCGCACCCCCCCCAAAAAGUCAGCGCGGAGAUUGGGGCUGAGCCGUAUCACGGUUGCUCAUUGGAUGGCAAAAAUGCCACAACUUGGAGGUGCUGCAAGUUGGCAGCAAAGCGCCACUUCUAGUUUUUUUUUUUUGGCUGGGGUCUCUGCUCAUUUCAGCAGACUUCCUUGACGCCAAAACGCCGGCGGCUGGCCCGUCGGCCGAUGGGAUCGAAAAUCGCUCCCGUAAAACGCGUCUUUUGGCUUGAGAUACGACGGAAUGGAGACAAAGCAACGAACACGGAGAGCAUCGCGGAAGACGGCACCAUCGCCGCGUCUGCUUGGAUGCAUUUGGUGCCGUCUGCAGUCCCGCGGCUAAAGAAAAGAAAAAAUGCUUGAGCUUGUCUCAGCUGGUCCGCGACACCCCCCCAAAAAAAGGUCGGGUGCUGCGCUCGGAAAAACGCCGCAGAGUUUCAACGCGAUGCCGCUCAAAUUGCUUCGGCCUCCUCGAAAGCUAAACCCCCCCCAAAUAUUCUCAGCAAACGCCUUCUGGGGAGGAAAAAGAACAAAACAUCGCUAAAGCCGUGAAUGCUAAAGUGCAAAUCAGCAGCUGUGCAAGGUGGACUUGAAUUGGAGGUCGAGCUCCCUUUGCGUUUGGGGAAAGGGGGGGCGGGGGGACAUUCUCUGUCCAUGUCCUUCACUUUUUGGGAGCAGUUUGUGCGCUGAGCGGAGAGUAGGACGGCCGUCGCCCAAGUUCUGCCGCGGCAACAAAGAAAACGACUCGGUGAGAACACCAACCUAUCGCUUAGCCUGGGGGUGGGGCUGGGGGGGCGGGGCGUACUGAAAUGAAGGUCAAAACGAAGCGGAAAUGAAAGCAUUCCGCUCAAAUCAAUAGCAGAUGCCGCCUCGGGGGGCAAAGGGAUUUAUCAGCAGAAACAUUUGGCAGCGUGUUCCUCAUUUGCAAGGGAGCCUCGCCUCGCGUGCCUUAUUUGGAAUGGAAAGGCAUCCCUGGAAGAAAAUCUCAGGCUCGAACCACAAACAAAACGGGACCUCUUGUGGGAGAGAAAAACGUUUGUACGCGGCCGGCCGCUGAACAGGAAGCGCCCGCAUCUGGUGGGAUGGUUCAGAAGGAGGGGGUCGGGGUGGGGGUGGCUCCAAAUGGACCUUCCACCGUAGCCACACAAGUAAAAGCGUGUGGGCUAUCCACUUCAAUCCCUCCCCUCAGUCAUGACCCUGAAUCGGUUCCCGAGGAGCAACCCAGUCAGCAAAAUCGGUCUGGCCCAGCUCCGGGGCAGACGCGACACGUACACUCGGCCCACAUACGUCAAUGAAUGACGGUCCUGCAGUGGCCCACAUCUGGCAUCCAUGAUGUGGGCCGCAUUGUAAAACCAUAUCCGGUCCUAACCAGGGAACGGGAUCCUGAUAUCAGCCCGAAUUCAACCUCAACCAAGCCACAUCUUUCAUGAGCCAUAUGUGACCCACAUUAAAAAACACGACUGUGAUAAAAAUA
Molecule: messenger RNA, 2055 nt
Organism: Hippocampus zosterae (dwarf seahorse)
Lineage: Eukaryota; Metazoa; Chordata; Actinopteri; Syngnathiformes; Syngnathidae
Gene: eva1ba
Product: eva-1 homolog Ba (C. elegans)
Exons: 2
Coding region: 9-482 (157 amino acids)
Source: RefSeq, a predicted model, not a curated record